This is a messenger RNA of Oreochromis aureus, 1510 nucleotides long. RefSeq names its product binder of USO1 and GRH1 protein 1-like. Lineage: Eukaryota; Metazoa; Chordata; Actinopteri; Cichliformes; Cichlidae. The record is from RefSeq and is a predicted model, not a curated record. The transcript has 15 exons. The coding region runs from base 1 to 1383 and encodes 460 amino acids.
AUGGCAGCUUUCCGCUACAUAUGGGGCCUGUUCCUGGUCAACUGCAGGCAGAAAUUCAUCCUCAGUGAUUGUGUUACAGUGGAUGACCAACUUGUGCCUUUCAGAGGGAAGACCCAGCUUCUGCAGUAUAUGCCGAGCAAGCAUACAAAAAACAAAAUGAGUCUAAAAAACGGGUUUGGAUUCCUGGUCAGCCCAGAGAAUUUGACUCCUGCGGUGCUCAACUGCAUCAUUAUUAUUGUUGUCUCUGUGUCCAUUCUUCUUGUUGUUACUGUCACCUACAAGUGUAAGCAAAAGAAAAACAGAGGGAGCAAAAAUGAAAAUAGGACAGCUGAGAGGAAUUCAAGUGAAGCUUUGAACUCAGGUGAAACAAAAAAUGACAACAAGCAUUUCAAAGAAGAAGAAGCUGCAGCCCUGAAGCUCAGUGAUGAACACCAGACUGAGGAAGGAGAUGAGAAGAACCUGCAGACACUGGAGAAUAACUCACCAAGCCAUGAUGUGGAUGACGAAGUAGCUGUAGCACAGCAGCAGCUGCAGGGUGAGGAGCAGCACAGGGGGAAUGAUGAGUUGGAUAAAACUGAGGUGAUGACACCUGACACGCUUAAAGAAAAGCAGGAGGCCUCUUCACAGCUGAACCUCGGCCUUGCUGUCACCACGAGGAACAAAAAGCCACAAGCUGAACUCAAGAGCAAUGAUGAGGAGACUGAGGUGCUCAAGACUCAGAUGCCUAUCAACGAGUCUCCGAGUAAAGAUAUAAAAGCUGAUGUCCUGAUGCUGCAUGAUGAGAAUGAACAGAAUGAACUCCUGCAGAUAGUCGAGCAGUUGCAGAAGACAGAGGCUGAACUCAAGAGGAAGGAUGAGGAGAUUGAGGAGCUCAAGACUCAGCUGGAGAAACUUCAGUGGCUGAGAAAUGACACACUUAAAGGGAUGGACGAGUCACAAAGGAAGUUCACCAAGCUUACCCUUGCUAUCAAGAGGAUGGAGAAAUUGGAGGAAAAUGUAGGUUUACACAGGAUACAAUCACUCUGUUCGAAGAAUGAGUCACUGGAGAAAGACCUGCAGACCCUGAAGACAGAGCUCGAGGCCAGCCAAUCAGAGGUCAAAGAUCUAGAGGCUGAAAUCCACAAGUUUCAUGUUGAAAAAGAUAAGUGGCUGCAAGAUAAGGAGGAGCUACAGACCACACAGGGGAAACUUGAGGCAAAGAAUAAAGAGCUGAAUGAUGAAGUAUCAAAACUACAACAUCUGCUUAAUAAAGAGAAGCAGAUGAGGAGCGAUACUGAGAUGGAUGUGGAAUCCCUCAAAACAAAGCUGGAGACCAACAGUAAAGAGUUAAAAGAAAAAGAGGAUCAACUCUCUGAGCUUCGUGCUGAGAGAAACAGAAGAUAAAGUGAUGAGAAGGAGCUGCAGACCAAAAAUAGGAAACUUGAAGCCGAGAACAAAGAGUUGAAUGAGGAAGUAGCUAAAUUACAGCAGAGGCUUGGGAAAGAGAAGCAGAGGAGGCAGAAUGCUGAGA